GCCUGGGUCACGUUUGCACACUCGGCGUCUCGCUCCGGCUUGCAAGGGGAAGCGGGAGGCCCUGGCAGACUUUUGCACGGCGUUUUCCACGCUUGACGGGCUCCCCUCCCCUCCCCCGCUUUGCAAAGGGCAGCAGAAGCCAUUUGCACGGUUGCACCCUCCCUCCCGCCCUCCCCCCUUUUAGGGCCGGCCAAGGGAAGCAGGAAGGGAGGGGCGGCCGCCUUCCCCGAGUCCCGCGGGGCCGCGCGCAGCAUCCGGCCGGUCGCCUGGCAGCCGAGCCGGCGUCCGUCUCCCGGGCUGGUGCUGGGGGGGGAGAGAGACGCCCGCGGGCGCAGCCUUGCAGAGCCGGGGGAGCGAGCCGGCUUUGGGGUUCCGUCCUCCCUCCCUCCCUCCCGGGACCCCCGCCGUCUCUCUUGAGCCGCUCGGCGGUCUUGCAUGGCCAAGGCGGGGGGUCCCCAGGGGGAGCCCCCCAACGCCGGGCUGGACCAGGACAAGUACGACGCGGAGGAGAACGUGAAGAUCAUCUGCCUGGGCGACAGCGCCGUCGGCAAGUCCAAAUUGAUGGAACGCUUCCUCAUGGAGGGAUUCAAACCACAGCAGCUCUCGACCUUUGCCCUGACCCUGUACAAGCACACAGCCACCGUGGACGGCAAGACAGUCCUUGUGGACUUCUGGGACACUGCCGGCCAGGAGCGUUUCCAGAGCAUGCACGCCUCCUACUAUCACAAGGCCCAUGCUUGCAUCAUGGUCUUUGAUGUCCAGAGGAAGGUCACCUACAAGAACCUGACCAACUGGUAUAAGGAGCUGCGUGAAUUCCGGCCUCAAAUCCCUUGUAUCGUAGUGGCCAACAAAAUUGAUGCCGACCUGAAGGCCACACAGAAAAGUUUCAGCUUUCCCAAGAAGCUCAACCUGCCUCUCUACUUCGUGUCUGCAGCAGACGGCACCAACGUUGUGAAGCUCUUCAGUGAUGCCAUCAAGUUGGCCGUGGCCUACAAGCAGAACUCAGGGGACUUUAUGGACGAAGUCCUGAAGGAGCUGGAGAAUUUUGAGCUGGAGGCGAAGGAGGAGGACUCCCCCGCAGAGGAGGCCAGUCAAGGGGAGCCUUCCCCGGUCCACCUGAGCCCCGGAAACGAGUAACCGUGGGCCGCCCGCACCUGCACGGAGACCGUGAGCAGCCCUCCCUGCUCAGCGGAGGCCGCCAGGGACCUCCGAGAAGGCCAGCAGAUGGAGGUCAGCUCUGCUGCCGUGGGAAGAGGCGGUGGGAGGACCAGGCUUCCUAGCCCAGAAAGGAGGGGCUGCCGGCUCUGGUAGAGACCUCGAGGCUUAUCAAUGCCCCCGUUUCACUUCUAGAAGGAUCCUUAGUCUAUGUUGUUAUUGUUUGCAAAGAUUCCACCUGGAGAAAUAAAUUUUGGAAGUCUGGAAA
Ahaetulla prasina is the source of this 1423-nucleotide messenger RNA. RefSeq names its product RAB, member of RAS oncogene family like 2B (gene RABL2B). The transcript has 8 exons. Lineage: Eukaryota; Metazoa; Chordata; Lepidosauria; Squamata; Colubridae. The record is from RefSeq and is a predicted model, not a curated record. Gene Ontology annotation, cellular component: endosome; Golgi apparatus. Bases 436 to 1137 code for a protein of 233 amino acids. Gene Ontology annotation, molecular function: GTPase activity; GTP binding.